AUGUAAUCCAUGCGGCAUCACGAGCGUUUCGAGCUCUGGUGAUCAUGUCGUGCACCACAGAGUUGCGUGCCUUGAGCUUAUGGAGACGGGCUUCAAGAGGGCUGCGACUGAGCUCGCGGCACUCCUGCAAUGCCAUCACACCACGAGCAACGCCAACAUACAUGCAAAAUCGAUUAUUGCAUUUGGUACAGAGGUCGAGCCUGCCAGCAGUAUCACAAAAACCCCUGGUAUGUUCCCGACAUAACUUGCAGCAUCAUGUGCGCUUCAUAUCACGAGUUGCUGGCCAGAAGAAGCACCGUGCGUAUGUGGCCUUGGGUAGCAACAUGGGCGACAGGAUUGCUAUGAUCGAACAGGCGUGCAAAGAGAUGGAAAUCCGUGGCAAUAUCAAAGUGCUGCGAACGAGCAGUCUGUGGGAGACCAAGGCCAUGUACGUGGUUGACCAGGACAUGUUUGUGAAUGGUGCUUGUGAGAUUGAAACACCAUUGUCACCCAUGCAACUGCUGGACGAGCUGCAGGCAGUCGAGAAUAAGAUGGGGCGGAUCAAAGUCAUCGACAAAGGGCCCAGGAACAUCGACCUAGACAUCCUCCUUUACGAGGAUGUUGUAAUGAAAAAUGAGCGACUGCAGUUACCACACGCUCUGAUGCUAGAGAGAGAAUUUGUGCUGCGACCACUCUGCGAAUUGAUACCCAAGGAAAGCCUGCCUCACGACAAAGCUCUCCCAGCAGGUGCACUCCAAGAACAUCUGUCGAGUCUCCCUCAGUCAGACCAGCCAUUGUCACCUCUGACGCCACUUGCUCCUGGCCAGCCCAACAUCACAGCAUUCCAACCGACCCGAGAUACGCGGAUUAUGUCAAUCCUCAAUGUCACACCAGACUCGUUCUCUGACGGAGGCGAGAACUUUAACAAGGACGAGACCACCCUUGCGAACACAAUCAAAUCGCACAUCUCAGCAGGGGCCACUAUAUUAGACAUUGGCGGUCAAUCGACUAGGCCUGGCGCUGCCCAGGCCUCUGCGACGGACGAACUCGACCGCAUACUCCCCGCCGUCAACUUAAUCAAGCAACUACCUGAAGCCAAGAACAUGGCCAUCAGCAUCGACACGUACCGUGCCGAGGUGGCUGAAGAGUCCAUCAAGGCUGGCGCACACAUCAUCAACGAUGUGAGCGCUGGACUAAUGGACGAUAACAUGCUGACCACGAUGGGCAGGCUUGGCUGCGCAGUGUGUCUCAUGCAUAUGCGCGGAACGCCAGAGACCAUGAGUAAGCUCACGUCGUACCCGGAAGGCGUGAUCGAGGGCGUGGGUCGUGAGCUCCUUGAGCGUGUACGUGCUGCUGAGGCGGCAGGCGUUCGUCGCUGGCGCAUCAUUCUCGAUCCAGGUAUUGGCUUUGCAAAGACCCAAGAGCAGAACUUGGAGUUGCUUCGACGUUUGGACGAGCUAGUCAAGUAUCCUGGGUUAGAGGGCCUCCCGUGGCUGGUAGGCACCAGCAGGAAGGCGUUCAUUGGUAAAAUUACAGGUAUACAGGAGGCAAAGGAACGAACUUGGGGCACCGCAGCUGCAAUUACCGCAGCGAUCAAGGGCGGCUCUGAUAUUGUGAGAGUGCACGAUGUGGCUGAGAUGGGACAGGUUGCUAAGAUGGCUGAUGCUAUCUGGAGGGUGUAAAUGAUUUAUCCAGUUUCAAAUGCAGGCACCUGCUUAGAAGCAGAAUAAUACGAGUUACGGGAGC
Messenger RNA from Didymella exigua CBS 183.55, 1725 nucleotides. Its product is annotated as folic acid synthesis protein. Gene Ontology annotation, cellular component: mitochondrial envelope. Bases 45 to 1661 code for a protein of 538 amino acids. NCBI's taxonomy places the organism in Eukaryota, Fungi, Ascomycota, Dothideomycetes, Pleosporales, Didymellaceae. The transcript is spliced from 3 exons. Gene Ontology annotation, molecular function: dihydropteroate synthase activity; 2-amino-4-hydroxy-6-hydroxymethyldihydropteridine diphosphokinase activity. The record is from RefSeq and is a predicted model, not a curated record. Gene Ontology annotation, biological process: tetrahydrofolate biosynthetic process.